CCCGCUGUGAGGAGCGCCGGCUUUGACCCCAACCCAGUCUGGUUUUCUUUGCAGAACAUGGAUCAUGGGAGAGCUUGGGGGUAUCUGACCUUCAGAGGCAAAACCGAAGAAGAAGUGAGAGAGAUUGACAAAGUCAUGUACCAUGACUGGCGAAUGGUGCCCAAGCACGAGGAGGAAGCCUUCAAGAAAUUCACCCCAGUGCCAGAAGAGACCAUUCGGUACCUUCCAUACCCACCUCUGCUCCGAGCCAUGAUUCUUGCUCAGUGGCAGAAAGAGGGAAAACCAAUCACAGAGGAGCCGAUGAUUGAUCUAGAGAAGGUCAUGGCCUCUCGCCUUAAGGUCGCGAAGAAAAAAGCUACAGGGACACCAGUAUAAAGACUUAUUGUGUGACUUGAGCUUCCCACACACUCUUGCUGUGUGUUAGAAGCACGUCACCUUCUUACAGAAGGUACGUCUGCCCACUGUGGUAUGGUGCAUCCAGGUUUUUUCACUUCAUUUUCUCCCCAGGACCGUACAGUGACCUCAUCCAAAAGGAAAGAUGCAGAAACAUGCAGAUUUUUUUCAUAACUUCAGUCCCUCACCAGAGGGACCUUCUUGGUUCUCUAUAUAGUCUCGGAACGCAGAGCUCAGUGUAGCUCAUUCAGCUACAAUUCUUUGGAGCACAGUUCCCUUUAGAGUCAAAAAAAAAAAAACCCACAUACCUCUUUUUUUUUUUUUGUUUAGGACACUUGCCUGUUAAUUUAGGUCCUAAUUAAAUCGCAGAAAGCGAAUAUAAGGAUAUCACCUUAUUUCACAGAGCUGUGUGCAAACCUAGCAGAAUGAGUUCUUACAUCUGUAGCAUACUUCUAAGAAAUUAGCUUGAUCAUCAUGAUGGUUGGUUGAGGUUCGAGUGCAGAGCUGUUAUCUUAUCAGAUCCCUCCUAACCAGUGCAGAUUCGUCUGGGUUACAUAUGAUGGCAGUGAACAAAAUGGAAGGAACACAACUUGACUUUAGUUAGUAAGCUUCGUUCCCAGAGAUGGCCGUCAGGAGAGGAGAGAAACUGAUUCUAGUGAUGUGAGGUAGGUAGGAUUAUUAUUUGAAGCCGAUAGCAAACUACUACUGUUUUAGUGGAAUAUGUUGUGGUGAAAGUUACAAGAAUGUAACUCCUUAGUGCAGCCCCUAGAGUUGCCCUUGGGUUAGUCACUUUGAUACUUGUUUUUAUUACACCAUGCCACUGGGGGAGAUUUCUGCAAGGCGUCUCCCUGGACCUUAGCCAGAGUAAGCAAAUUGCAUAGCUGGAAAACAGAGACAUUUGAUUGUAAAAGAAAGGCUUGAGUUCUGUAUACAUGAUAACAGAGACACAGGAAAUGUAAAAUCACCAAUGAACAAAAUAGGAUUUUUCCUAUCUGCCAAAAAAAUGAAGGAACGAGGAAAGAAUGCACUGCCUUAGCACUCACUGAUGUGACCCUGUGCUUGAGACGGGCUUUUCACCUUAGCUACACUGAACUGAGAAUAUAUUUUUGAUACUGCUACACCCAGUUGCUUUAAUGGAAGCAGUUCUGGAUGGGGUUUUCCCUAUGUUACUGUACCAUGCAGUGGCUUUGCAGGGGAACCCCAAACAUCCUGACGGAGAACAUGAUGUGCUUCUAUUAAAUCAUAGAGGUACAAAUAGCACAGGGUUACAGAUGGGAGACCUGGAGGCAAAGGCACAUUUGGGCUUCACAGCUAAGUCACUGAGGGGCUUAGCUGAUACAGCUCUGCUAAGGGCAUGCUUUCUGUGGAGUGAAAAAAUGAAUGUAAAGCAACAGUGCCAAUAAAACCCCUUUCUCCUCUUG
Messenger RNA from Struthio camelus australis, 1814 nucleotides. Lineage: Eukaryota; Metazoa; Chordata; Aves; Struthioniformes; Struthionidae. The record is from RefSeq and is a predicted model, not a curated record.